AUGCCUACAACUCGCUCGCUGUCAUCGACAGCAACAGGAGGAGAAGCAGCCGGCGAUCUGCCGGCCCUACUAGCUAGAGUCGCAGCCGGUGACCUCUCUCCGGCAACAGCGGCGUCCCAGCUCGCCCCGCUGCUGGUGUCGGGCGGGGCUCAGGCAGAGGACGUCGGCGGGUUCGCGAAGAUCGACCACGACCGGCGAAGGCGGGUCGGCUUUCCCGAGGUCGUGUUCGGCGACGGCAAGUCCGCCGAGCAGAUCACCGACAUCCUCGCGGCCAUGAUCCGGGAAGCAAGGGCUGGCAGCCGUGUCGCGGCCGAAGCAGCAGCUGUACAUGCAGCAGCAGGAAAUGCAGCAGCAGCGGAUGACGACGGGGAUGCCACUGGUGGUGGUGGUAGCCCGGUCGUUGCCACGAGAGUAUCUCCGGAGAAGUGGUUGGUCAUCUCGGACGCCCUCCCCGGGCAGCUGACCUACCACGCCGAUGCUCGAAUCGUGUCGUUCGGAGAACCGCCGCAGCGCCGCCGUGCGGCGGGAGACGGGGCUCCGGGGGGCUCGAUAGCGACCAGUAUUAGUAUUGGGACGGUGGCGGUGCUGAGCGCCGGGACGUCGGACCUUGCCGUCGCAGAAGAAGCAGCCGUAUUGGCGGAGCUGGCCGGGGCAGAGGUGUCCCGUUUCCACGACGUAGGUGUGGCAGGCAUACACCGGCUACUCGGCGCAAUCCCGUCCGUGCAGAAGGCGGGGGUGGCCAUCUGCGUUGCCGGAAUGGACGGCGCGAUGCCGGGGGUAGUGGCCGGGUUGGUCAAGUGCCCCGUCGUGGCUGUGCCUACCAGCGUCGGGUACGGAGCAGCCAUGUCAGGCCUUGCCCCUUUGCUAACGAUGCUCAACGCAUGCGCGCCGGGGGUAUCGGUGGUGAACAUCGACAACGGGUUCGGGGCUGCCGCCUUCGCCGUGAAGCUGCUCAAGAGCAGCAAGGUCGCUACUGCAACGCGGGAGACGCAGCAAUGACCACUGCUGUGGGUCUUUUGGUUGACUUUUUUUUGCGUGUGCCGAAGGACUUUGGCGGAAGCGGAAGGCAGGAUGGCCAGGGAAGGCGGUAGGGUAGCAGGAGCCAACCCAGUUGUUUCGUUACCAAUGGUGUUUUGUACUAGGGAAGAGCGUGUAUUUGCAAUGUUUUAGCGCAGGCGUUCCUCUUCCCGUAGGCGUUACCCGUUCCGCGGCGGCUGUUGGGCUAAGACGGGAUUGUGUACAGUUUUAGAGCCCUGCAUUGACGUAUCCCGAUAUUUCGCUUCGUCUGGGCUUAGAUGUAUGUUGGAUUUUCAGGAUUUUCCGUCUUUGCCUAUAUGGCGGUGCAAUUCACGGGUGGCGUGGUGGGGAGCUGGUCUCACGCUGCAUUUCCUCAGGAUGAUGCCUUGCGUUGUGACGAUGUGAUGUUUUUCGUGGUGCGCGAAUACUCAGCGCGGACGGGGUUGAAAUGUGUUUCUUAUAUCUCUUGUAACGUCUUGCAAGCUA
Messenger RNA from Ectocarpus siliculosus, 1503 nucleotides. Lineage: Eukaryota; Phaeophyceae; Ectocarpales; Ectocarpaceae. The record is from the annotation of a GenBank genome assembly.